UCAGAAUAUUUUGAAAGAUGGCGAUUUUGAAAACAAUAAUUAUCCUUCCAAUAAUUGGCAUUGCACUGGCAAUUGUAAAAUUGAGCCAACAAAAUCUGAUAAAGUCAGUGGUGUCCAGUCUGUCAAAAUAACAGGCAGGACACAGUUUUGGGAAGGAGCUAGUCAACAGGUACCAUUUGAAAGAAACACAAGAUACCAUUUAGUAUUCUUUGUCAAACAGUUGAAUAGAAUAGCCGGCAAAGUUUUACAAUUAUUUAAAGUCAACGUUGGGUUUCAAAUAAAUGGAGCUAACACAAUGUAUCCGGAUUUGGUUAAUGAUGGAAAUGUUCACCAAGGAAGAGGGUGGGUUAAGUUAGAAGCCUACAUCCAAACACCUGAUGUAUCUUUUGUAAAAUCAAGUAUAGUUAUACAAGGUGGAGAUGCUGGUAUAGAAUAUCUAGUUGAUAAUGGUCGCAUUGAAAAAGUAAACGAAGACAAAAAGUGGAAAGCUGAGGCGAAUGAACGAAUCGAUAGGAUAAGAAAAAACAACAUUAAUUUCAGAGUUACCGUACCAUCUAAUACCAACCCACAGGACUACAGAAUUCAGAUUAAGCUUAAUAAGCACGCCUUCCCAUUUGGUUCCAUGAUCAAGACGGACCAUGUUUUAGAAGAUAAAUACGCUCGUCAUAGAAGUCUUUAUUAUUAUAUGUUUAAUUGGGCAACAUUAGCUAGCUACUAUUGGAAGUGGUCAGACGGCCCAUGGGAUCACCCGGAAUAUACUACCAACCAAGCUGCGAUCAACGAAUUAAAGAAACGUCGUAUUCCGGUCAGAGGUCAUAAUAUAUUUUGGGGUAAUGGCAAAUAUUUACCUGACGAAGUCAUGAAAUUAUCCACAACAGAAUUAAAACAUGCCGUUGAUGAAAGAAUACGUUAUGUUGUUGCUGCUACUAAAGGAUAUGUGGAGCACUGGGAUGUCAAUAACGAAAUGUUACACAACCAUUACUUUGAGGAGAAAACAGGAGAUCCGUAUUAUAGUCAUCAUAUGUAUUCUUAUUUACAUCAAUUGGAUCCCAAAGUGAAAUUGUUUUUAAACGAUUUCAGUGUCAUCGCCGAUGGCCAAUAUGUAUCUGCAUAUGUAAAUCAAGCCAAUGAAUACAGAAAAGCUAAUGUAGGUGUGUAUGGCGUAGGUGUCCAGUGCCACUUUCCUGAAAAUCAUCCACCAGAUCCAACUCUUAUUAAAAAACGCCUGGAUCAGUUGUCUGCGUCUGGAUACCCUGUUUGGGUCACAGAAUUGGAUGUUGUUGUUGCUGAUGAGAAUACAAGAGCCCAGUGGUAUGAUAAUGCUCUAAGAGUCUUGUUCAGUCAUCCAACUGUUGAAGGUAUCAUAUUGUGGGAUUUUUAUGGCCCAGAACAUUGGAGGGGUAAAAAUGCGGGUUUAGUUAGUGAUCAGGAUUAUCGGGUGAAUCCCGCUGGUAAGCAUUAUAUAGAUCUGAUUUAUAAAGAAUGGAGUACUCAUGUCAUACACGAUCUAAACAAUGGUAAAAUAUUUAGUGUACGUGGUUUCCAUGGUGAUUAUGAAGUGAUGGUCAAAUAUAAAGGAACUCCUAUCAAAGACAUAAAAUUUACUUUAGGAAAAUCAGAUAAAACCGUGGAUAUAACAGUAACAGAUAUCAAUGGUAAUUACUUUUUUUGA
Messenger RNA from Patella vulgata (common limpet), 1672 nucleotides. Its product is annotated as anti-sigma-I factor RsgI6. The coding region runs from base 296 to 1672 and encodes 458 amino acids. The record is from RefSeq and is a predicted model, not a curated record. Lineage: Eukaryota; Metazoa; Mollusca; Gastropoda; Patellidae. Gene Ontology annotation, biological process: carbohydrate metabolic process. The transcript is spliced from 12 exons. Gene Ontology annotation, molecular function: hydrolase activity, hydrolyzing O-glycosyl compounds.